Molecule: messenger RNA, 3718 nt
Organism: Pseudogymnoascus destructans
Lineage: Eukaryota; Fungi; Ascomycota; Leotiomycetes; Thelebolales; Thelebolaceae
Exons: 5
Coding region: 189-3686 (1165 amino acids)
Source: RefSeq, a predicted model, not a curated record
GUGAUGAUAUCUAGCAUUUAAUGUACGAUGUCCAUACUUUACAAAUGCUCCUAUCAUGUAAUACACAUGCGACUGCCCAUAAACCCGAACGACUGCUCGUAUUAUCACUUCCCCACAACAUCUCGACAUAAUUCCAAUUCUUAUAGCAUCUUGAAGCUUCACUAAAUCAAUUGCUUGAAAACACGAACAUGUCGUCUGAAAUCCCAGUCAGAUCCUACCUGUCGGGCACCACCAACAGAUAUUCAGAGUCUCCAUCCUACACUGGCACAUUUAUGUCAGAUCAGUCUCCAUAUUCAAAGAGGUCGGAUGGCGUCGCCUCCGCGGCGGCAAUGGCUGCGGGCUCAAAGCAGCCUUCUGAAAGACCCAAUGCCCCGACUCCUAUUACAGUGAAUAAAUAUCGACCCCGUCAAACCCCUCUUACGCCACCAAUCUCACCAACUCGGGCUUCCGAACAAUAUGUGAAGAAUCCAGAGCAACAAACAUGGCCCGUUGAAAAGUACUUCACUUCCCCGAGGGAACCACCCUCACCACCACGACAUGAGUUGAAUGGCCAAGAAUCAGGGUCCAGAUACCACAUAGACAGUAACAAUAUUGUAUUUCCGAAGACCCUGCGGCACCAACAAGAGACGGAGGCCCCUCUAACUGAGAGCCAAACGAAAUUUGGGCUUCUAAGGAGGUCUUUGACCGGAAAGAGGCAGACUUCUCCAUCGCCACCCCGAGAUGAAUUUAAUGUCUCCGAACCUGCGCCUACCUACCACAGUGCCAGUAAUAAUAUUGCAUUUCCAAAGACGUUACGACGCCAACAGGAACAAGAUGUGCCUCGUGCUCAAGCAUCACCUGCGCAGGACGCUGAAACACCUUCCAAACAGGGUUUUUUUAGAAGAUCUUUAACGUCGAAGAGGCAACAACCUCAGGCAGUAUCACGAGACGAACUACACGGUGAGGAGGAGGAACCCAGAUAUCACAGAGAGAGUAAGAAUAUCUUCUUCCCGAAAACAUUGCGGCAACCAUUGCAAGAGCCAGAAAAGACUACGGGGGCUUCCCAGACCAGGGGAAUGCCACCAAGUCCGCCUAGUAAUACGCAGCGUGUUGGUGGCAUGCAGCAGCGGCCGCCUCGCUCACCAGAAACUUUUCGGGCUUCCCCUUCCCUCGGCAGGCAAGUCGGGGCCCCUGCCAUCGGUAGGCAUGCUGGGUUAGCAAAUAAGACAUUGCGGCGCUCAAGGCCGCAACCACAGCCGCAACCAAGACCCCAGUCUAGCUACACGCCACUUUCGGAAAAGAGCCUCCGGCCGGAGGAAUCAAGGGGUUUGGGACAUAGGUCCAUGCAAACGGUACCUCGCCAGACCCCGCGGCCCACCAGCAUGGCUGAAACAACACCGCCAGCAUAUGAGCAAUUCCAAGGGGGAGAGAGACGUCCUCCCACAACAGUGACAACAGAUGUCCGAACUACUCAACUUCCUGCUGUGACACAUGAACAUAUCCAGCCAACAGCACACCAUAUCAACACUAAGGAAUACACUCGGGAAAUUCACAACCAUGAUGUGUACAAUCGCAUUCUACCAGUUAGGGACACUGAAGUACGUCCGACUAGGCAUUUUGCUCCUUCUCCAACAGAUUCUGGGAGGUUAGUUGAGAUCCCAGCUCCAGAUGAGAAGCGUGGUGGCGCCCAAGCUACAGCAGCCCCGAUCAGUAUGGACAUGGCAAGCAAUACAACGUGUACCAAAGAUGUCUCGGGAAGAUUUCAUGACCCGAGCGACAAUACAAUUCCAUUCCCCUCCGUUACGCAUCAAUCACAGGAAGAGGCCCUGGCUCUAUCUCGGCAGCAUAACCUUGAGAUGGAGCAGCAAGGGCGUCAACUAGUAAGCGAAAAAUCUUACACCUUGCCUGAUGGUACUAUGCGGACGGAGAGUGUAUGGCGGUAUCAACCUACGAUGAAAGCUCCAGUUCAGGAGAUAACUGAGACUAUUACGCGUCCACCGGGUGCGGCCCGAGCUACAUCACCCGCGGUAGCUGAUAGGGAUGGCCAGAGGGCUGCUCCUAGCCGUGCCCCUGGACCGUCGGACUACACCAUUGGAAGAGGCAGACAGGAGCAGUUUCAUCCGUCUGUUGUGUCCGAAUGGGACCAAGUGUCACAGCCCAGCCCGUCCCCUAGUGCAAAGGCACAAGCAGCUCGCAGCUAUGCACGUGGUAUUUCAGAUGAAAUCGGUGUACAGGACUAUCGACAAGGGAAGGAACAGCGUACCGAAACGGAGCCAAUAAGCCAGCGCCCUGCUCGGCCAUCCCCUUCUCGCGCCAGUCCAAAUCCCAGCAAUCAACGUUCAUUGCUUGCUGCUAUUACUAGCACCGUAAUGCCACAAAAGACGGUCCAUCGUGGGACGCCACAGCCACCAGGCAAAUUCGAAGAUCUAGAAAGUGGCUCGGAUUACAGCUCAGCACCAUCUGAGCAACCCACCCCUACUGCCGCCCCUGAAAAGAAACGCAGGCCCUCAGGUGAGCUACUCCCUGGUGGAAUCUGGCGCCGGCAUUCCCUUGUCAUCCCAGCGGGUAUUGUCAGAAAUGGGAACUCGCUUAUGGGCGCUGGAAUGCUAAUGGCAGAUCGCGAAAGGGAAGAGGGGUUGGCCAUGCACCGCCUCAAGAAGGCUUCGAAGGCUGAAGCAGACAGGGUCAGGGCCCUGGAGGGCGAGCCACCAAGCCUUCAGAAUAAGCAUGAGAUGGAGAAAUUGACGAGGCGUAAAACUGAGGAAAGACAACGGGAGGCAAGUCUUAAUGAGGAUAUCCAAAAACUACUCGCAGCCGAGGCGACACUGGAACAAGAGAGGGUCGGGGCAAGUAAGCUUGAUGAGGGUAUCAGCAAGCUUGAAAGACAGGCGGAUGGAAUUAUCAAGAAAGAGGACGAGCUUGAAGCCGAAAUCGAUGAAAGUAGACGUCGGCGCAUCUCCCUCCUCAGGGAGGCGGAGUCAGAGCAUCAGAAGGCUCAGGCACUCCACAGCUCUAAACAAAAGGGGCUACACGUGCCUGGUCCUCAUGUUCUGCAGGCUCAUAGACGUCGGCGCUCACGCCUCCUCCAUCAUGCUGAUGAUGAGCAGCAGAGAAUUAUCAAUCUUCAACAGAAAAAAGAGGACACUUUGGAAAAGAUGGAUCAAAGAAACGCAAAGGCCAGACAGGACCUUGAUACCACACUCGACGAAGCCGUGCUCGCGGAUAAAGAACGCCAAGAAGAGGUACAGGUGAAUAAAUUCCUAAGCGAUGAGGUCCAAAAGCAGGAGCAAAAUGAAAAUCUGGCGAGGCAAGGGAAGGCCCCGGCAGGGAAGGGGUUUACCAUGGCUCCUCCCAGCUCCGACUUGCAGGGCACCAGCCCCUACGAUACGAAGUAUCAUGCCACAGAGCCAGAGGCAGAGGAUGCGGGGUGGACUGAGGUUGUGAAACCCAGGCAUGGGCAUGCUAAAGAGGCAGCUAGGGGGAAUGGGACUCAAAAACUUCCUGCCCAGCGUCAGAAUGGUUCAACAAAUCAUAAUGGACAGGCGAAGAAAGGCAUUUCAGCAGUUCAACAGAAGCUGCCGAGUCCCCCGAAUACGCAAUUGCCUCAGCCACCAGGGAACGUGGGUACAGGAUACGGCGCGCCUGGAAGCAGUAGCAGCACGCAACCGCGUAGCUGGGCCAAUAUUGCGGCAUCCAAGCCUCUUUGAAAACGGACUGGGACGAAGAUGAAAAAGGUAAG